AUGGGGGACACUCCACUCGCCUCUCUGUCCUUGACUCAUGUCCAUUACAACCCCGAGGACCAGCUGUCCUUCGUUUCAGCCUGGUUGGCCUUGAUCCCACAGGCAUUAUGUGUAUCCUACGCAACAUUGGUCUGGUCAACCAGAGAGGUAGAGGUGAUUCUCAUGUUUGCUGGCCAGAUGGCCUGUGAAGCUCUCAACUUUGCCCUUAAGCGUUUCAUUAAAGAAGAGCGACCGAAGGAAAUGUUUGGCAAGGGCUACGGCAUGCCAUCCUCGCACGCCCAGUUCAUGACCUUCUUUUCCGUCUACCUGACCUUCUUCCUCCUCUUCCGUCAUAGCCAAGCUUCCGCCAGCUCCUACCCCAACGUUGCCGUCCUCCUCCGCGUCCUAGUCAUGCUAGCCCUUUGCAUGGGCGCCGCCGGUGUCUCUGCCAGUCGUAUCUACCUCAACUACCACACCCCGAGACAAGUCCUGGCUGGCUGUGCCGCCGGUUUCACCUGUGCUUGUGUCUGGUUCAUGUUCACCAGCGUGCUACGAAGCUCCGGCUGGAUUGAAUGGGCCAUGGAAUUGACCGUGUCUCGGUUUGUGAGGAUUCGUGAUCUCGUGGUAAGUGAAGACCUGGCCGAGGCCGGCUGGCAACGAUGGGAAGCUCGGAGAUUGAAGCGUCGCGGUAGUGAAAAGAAGACGGCCUAA
Molecule: messenger RNA, 690 nt
Organism: Penicillium canescens
Lineage: Eukaryota; Fungi; Ascomycota; Eurotiomycetes; Eurotiales; Aspergillaceae
Product: phosphatase PAP2 family protein
Exons: 3
Coding region: 1-690 (229 amino acids)
Biological process (GO): protein N-linked glycosylation; lipid biosynthetic process
Cellular component (GO): endoplasmic reticulum membrane; intracellular membrane-bounded organelle
Molecular function (GO): dolichyldiphosphatase activity
Source: RefSeq, a predicted model, not a curated record